Messenger RNA from Hippocampus zosterae (dwarf seahorse), 2943 nucleotides. RefSeq names its product component of oligomeric golgi complex 2 (gene cog2). Bases 115 to 2313 code for a protein of 732 amino acids. Gene Ontology annotation, cellular component: membrane; COG complex. The record is from RefSeq and is a predicted model, not a curated record. The transcript is spliced from 18 exons. NCBI's taxonomy places the organism in Eukaryota, Metazoa, Chordata, Actinopteri, Syngnathiformes, Syngnathidae. Gene Ontology annotation, biological process: Golgi organization; protein transport; intra-Golgi vesicle-mediated transport.
AAAAUGGUUCUUUCUUCUUCGUUGGUCUUGUGCCAUGUUGGCGGAAGUAACUGCAAACACUAGCAGGUGUCUUCUUUUUCUUGCUUCUGUUCUUCCCGGUUUAUAAAAUUUAUCAUGAAUUUACCAAAGGGUCCCGAUUCUCUAUGCUUCGACAAGGACGUUUUUAUGAAGGAUGACUUUGACGUGGACCAGUUCGUGGCCGAGUGUCGGAAGCAGGUGCAGCUUGAGGAGAUGAGAGAGGACCUGGAGCUCUACUACAAGCUGCUGAAGACAGCCAUGGUGGAGCUCAUCAACAAGGACUAUGCUGACUUUGUCAACCUCUCCACCAAUCUGGUGGGGAUGGACAAAGUCCUCAAUCAGCUCUCUGUGCCACUAGGACAGCUACGGGAGGAGGUCAUGAGCCUUCGGUCGGGCGUCAGCGAAGUGAUACAAGCCAUAGACCUGCAGCUGUCCAAACAGGAAGACCUGCAGAAAAAAAAGGUUUGCGUCCUGAGGCUGAUCCAGGUGGUGCGCUCGGUGGAAAAGAUUGAGAAAAUCCUCAACUCACAAAACCCCAAAGAGUCCAACUCAUUGGAAAGCGACAGCCCCUUGUUAGCGGGUCAGAUCUUGGAGCGAAUCGCCACCGAGUUCAACCAGCUUCAGUUCCACGCCGUGCAGAGCAAAGGCAUGCCCCUGCUGGACAAAGUCAGACCCCGCAUCGCAGGCAUCACGUCCAUGCUGCAGCAGUCGCUGGAGGGUCUGCUCAUGGAGGGACUCCGGACGUCCAGUGUGGACAUGGUGCGCCACUGCCUCAGGACCUACGCCACCAUUGACAAGACGCGAGACGCCGAGGCGCUGGUGGGACAAGUUCUGGUCAAGCCCUUCAUGGAUCAGGUGAUUGUGGAGGAGGUGGUCAAAUCCAGUCCCGACGGUCUUCAGGUGAUGUACUCGAGGCUGCUGGAGUUUGUUCCUCAUCACUGCAGACUCCUGAGAGAAGUGACCGGAGGAGCCAUAUCCAGCGACAAAGCCGACAUUGUUCCCGGCUACGACUUCCUGGUCAACUCGGUGUGGCCCGAGAUGGUGAAAGGCAUCGAGGAGCGGCUGUCUUACCUCUUCAACCCGGGAAACCCCGACAUUUUCUACCAGCGUUACUGCGCCAGCACCGAGUUCGUGCGGCGCUUUGAGCGCCAGUGCAGCUCGCAGGCCUGCGUGAAGCGACUCCGAGCGCACCCGUCGUACGCGGCCUUCCGCAAUAAAUGGAACCUGCCCGUCUACUUUCAGCUGAGGUACAAGGAGAUAGCGGGAAGCUUGGAGAACGCCUUCAGUGACGGCUUGCGGGCGGCGCCGGCCGGCGGCGCGUACCACCUGCAGGCGACGGCGUCGUUGUGGUCUUGCCUGGUGCGCUGCUGGUCCGACCAAGUCUACCUGCCGCCGCUGGCUCAUCGCUUCUGGAAGCUCACGCUGCAGCUCUACUCGCGAUACGCCACCUUCCUGAACGAGGCGCUGAGCAAGACCACUGCGCCCGAGGCGAGCAAAGAGCCCAGCAGGCCCCUCCCCAGCUCGGCGUCGUCCACCUCCAGCAGGACGUCCGUCGAGGAGACGGGCAGCGAGAGCGGGAGUCCCGCCUCGCUGUCCACCAAACAGCUGGUCCACAUCGCCGCCGACGUCCAGAAAUUGCAGGAGCAGUUCCCGCAAGUGUCCGAAAUGGUCAGACAGCGACUACAAGCCAUCGGCUUCACAAAUUUUCUCCUCGUGGAAGAGGCCUUAGCGGACUCCAAGGCGGGCCUCUCCGCUAGCAUCUGCGCCCUCAGCUCCCGCAUGACCCAACACCUGAGCGAGCGCAGCUGCCGCUUCCUGAAGAGCGCCUCCGAGGUGCCCCGACUCUACCGCAGGACCAAUAAGGAGGUGCCCGCGAGAGCGUCGGCGUACAUGGACAACGCCUUGCGGCCGUUACAUCAGCUGCUGAGCGACUCGUCGGGCCUGGUGGACGCGGCCACGGCGCGCCGUUGGCUGACGGCCACGCUUUCGGAAUGCACGCAGAGGUACUACGAGACCAUUUCUGAGGUUCUGAGCUCGGUGCGAAAGAUGGAAGAGAGUCUGAAGCGACUGAAGCAAGCCAGGAAGGGAGCCGCCGGCGCCGCUGCCGUUGGUGGUGCCGUCGCUAACGGCGGCCCGUCGGACGACGCCAAGAUCCGCCUUCAGCUGGCUCUGGAUGUGGAGUACUUGGCGGAACAGAUGGAGCGGAUGGGCGUGGAGCCUGCGGACGUGCCCGCGUUGUCCAGCCUCCUGGAGCUGGUGAAGGAGGCCCGAGAGCUCUCCGAACACAACGUGUGAAAGCGCGCCGACGCCGUACCCAAAAAAGGAGACGACUUGGGGAGAGGGUGGACGACGCAAAGCUCGAUUGGACGCGCCUUCCUCAAUCAGGUUGCGUCACGUGAGCGGAAGCGCGAGCGGCGUCCGUUUUGCGCGCGGGGCGCUCGAUGCAAACGAGCCGACCGACUGCUCGCUUUGCAUCAUGCAAAUGGAAUUUUUCAGCGGCAUAUUGAAAAUCUAUUUGUGAGCCGAGAGCGGAAUGUUGCGGGGUUUCCAAGCCCCCAAGCGACUCGUUAUUAUACAAAUGGACAAAAAAAAGCAUGGGGGUGGGGGUUCAACAUGGCACGUGCGGACUGGCAUUCGCUUUGAAAUAGAAUCUUGAUGUCAAACACGAAGGCAACUUGGAAAACGCCGAACCGCGGUUAAAAUCCGACUCUUGCUGCGGCGGCCAUUUUGGUUUGGUUGUUGUUGUUCAGCUGGUGCCACUCGGCUUGAUUGGCUCCAAAAGGCCCAAGUCAACCCGCACGCGUUGGGUUGCUGCAGGGACCUUUUGCUUCGGCUUCUUUUCGUUUUGGAGUGGUUAGUCUUGUCUACGUUAUUGUACCUUUUUUUGUUUUGUUUUUGGAAAUAAAUUAAAGAUAAUUUUCUGUC